AGAGCCCCUCACCAACAUCAAGGAACCUUCCUUGAGGGGAAAGCUUAAUAAAGCGUCAGUUUUGGUGGCCCUGAGUAACCCAACAACAACAACUACAACAGUAGACAGCUAACACGUGUUUGGAAAGUUUUCCUCAUCACUAACUUCAGAAUGAGUGAGUUUAGCCUAAGGCGACAGGCAAGACUUCGUCGAGAAUAUCUGUACCGCAAGAGUAUGGAGGGUCGUCAUGCUGCUAUGCAGCAGAGGAAAGACACAAUCAAAGCAUCACUGAAAGAGGGUAAAGAAAUUCCCACUGCCCUGCAAAAGAAGGCUUUGAGGCUCAUGGCUGCUGGUGAUUGGGAUGACCCUGGACCUCAGUUAGCUGUAGAACUGGGUGGAGAAGCUGCAGGUGGUUCAACCAAUGUUGAUGAUGAGUACAGAUGGGCUGGUGUGGAAGACCCCAAGAUUGUCAUCACAACAUCCCGAGAUCCAUCGUCUAAACUUAAACAAUUUGCAAAGGAAGUGAAGCUUUUGUUUCCCAAUUCUCAGCGCCUAAAUCGAGGUAAUUAUGCAAAUAAGCAGCUGGUGGAGGCAUGUUGUGCAAAUCAGGUGACAGACUUCAUCAUUUUGCAUGAAACCAGAGGCAAUCCAGAUGGACUGGUCAUCAGUCACCUUCCCAAUGGUCCAACAGCAUAUUUCACCCUAGCAGAUGUUGUGAUGCGUCAUGAUAUUCCCAACAUCAGCACCAUGUCUGAGCAAUAUCCACACCUUAUCUUCCACAACUUUAAGACUAAGUUGGGAACCCGGACACUCAACAUUCUCAAGUAUCUGUUUCCAGUUCCUAAAGAUGAGAGCCAAAGAGUUGUUUCUUUCAUUAAUUGGGAUGACUGGAUCCUUUUCAGACAGCAUAUUCACAAGAAAGUUGAUGGUGGAAAAGACCUUACUCUUCAUGAGAUAGGCCCACGCUUCAGUAUGAAAUUAUAUCGCAUCAUUAUGGGAACCAUGGAUAAGGAGAGGGCUGCAGAUACAGAGUUUGUUCUUCGACCCUACAUGAACACUGCAAAAAAGAGGAGAUUCUUGUCAGAUGAUGAUCCCUGGUAGAUGAGUGGUAUCAGAAUAAAAAGAAUUGUUGAAUAAUAUUCAGUGAUUCAUGUACUGUAUCGGAUUUUACAACUUGGUUUUAGUCUGGACAAAAUUAUGAGGGUGGCAACGGAUGGCGUUGUGUGUAGUGAACACUCACGUUGUUUACAUAGCAGUUGUUGGUGGUGAUCCCUUGAUUUUGUGCAUUUCUUAGUGCAUUUUGCUAACUUUUAACCCUAGCUAUGGCUAGGGUUAGGUUAAUAGCUCUACUAACUUGUCAAUAGCUAUGGCUAUUAAUGAGUUAAUUGAGCUGUCAGGUACGUAGUACUACACUGCUUUUUAUACCUACAGUAAUUCUUUUUAAGCACAGUAUAUUAUUGUACCUGUUUCAUUUAUAUUAAUGUUUAAGUUUCUAGCAAACCCUGGUGCUUUAGAGACACAAGAAUUAUUAUUGUUCAAUUAUUAUUACAUGAUCUGUGUUUGUCUUGUAAAAUCAGUAUUCUGGCAAGAUUUAUUAACCAGCGGUACCGGGAAAUCAGUGUUGUACCUGUACUACAGUAAAUUUUAAUUGUCAAA
This is a messenger RNA of Cherax quadricarinatus, 1635 nucleotides long. Its product is annotated as U3 small nucleolar ribonucleoprotein protein IMP4. Gene Ontology annotation, biological process: rRNA processing. Gene Ontology annotation, molecular function: snoRNA binding; rRNA primary transcript binding. Gene Ontology annotation, cellular component: nucleolus; small-subunit processome; Mpp10 complex. Lineage: Eukaryota; Metazoa; Arthropoda; Malacostraca; Decapoda; Parastacidae. The record is from RefSeq and is a predicted model, not a curated record.